AUGUUAUUUUGUGUCCAUGUACAUCCAGUCUACAACCUCAUUGCUAAUUAUGCUAAGUUCUGGCACGGAUCGUCCAAAAAUAGGAAUCAUGUCGGAAUACCGGCACGGGUAAGCAAACCUCUUCAGCAUUAUACACAGGCCUUGGACUCCAUCGCAAAUUGUUCCAUUGCGGCACUGGAAGACAGGAGAUCACUGGAUAGAAAUCGUUUGAAGCGUAUUCCCUAUCGAGCCUUCUACAACAGGCCUUACUUACACUUGCUAACAAUGUCUGAUAAUCCUAUAGAGGUAAUUGAACCAGAGGCAUUUACUCUCAAUGCCCCUGAACUUAAAAUGAAUCCUCUGGAAUCACAUGAAGAAGCCAUCAAAGUCCCCUCAACUGAUACCUCCUUUGAGGAGGAGACAUUGAUAAUGGUUCUGAAUCGUCUCGGAUUCAGAAAAACGACUCACCGUAACUACAAUAUAUUUCUACCCUGUCCGUUGGGAACAUUUUCAAACUAUAACUUGUUUACUUUGGAACCAAAUGUGGAAAUAUGCAUAGAUUGUCCUCCAGACUCAGACAGCAGCCUAUGUGCAGAUGGAUACGAGGGACCAAUAUGCGCCGUAUGCAGCUCAGGAUACCACAAGCAAUUCCACAGUUGCAAAAAAUGUCCAUCAAAAUGGUGGAUCGUGGGACAGUUGUCUCUUAUGGCUGUGAUUUUAUUAAUAACAUUUACCCUUUUGACAUGGAAAAGGAAAGCAAAGCUUGCAAUGGACCAUGGUCACACUCUUAUGGACACAUUCUUAUCCAAACUUAAGAUCUUAAUCGGUUUUUACCAAGUCACCCACGGCUUACUGGACGUUUUCUCCUAUAUCAGCUGGCCAGACCCGUUAAAAGGUGUUGCAAAGUACUCAGAAGUGCUACAGCUAAAUUUGCUUCAUAUAGCACCUGCUCACUGCCUUUUUCCAGAAUUACGCGUGAAUGCAUUUGGAGACUUGUUUGUGAUCUUGUCAAUCAAUGCAACCGCCAUUGGCGCUUCUGGUGUGUUCUACGGUAUUCGUAAGAGAAUCAUCUUACAAAAUAAAAGCCUGGAGGACGAAGAAAAACCAGGCAAGAUCUCAGAGAUGAAAGAAGUCGUGUACAAAAAUGUCUUCUUUGUCCUCUAUGUAACUUAUCUGAGUACGUUUUCCAAGACAGCCAGCGUUUUACAACUUGCUUGCCGUAAAGUCUGCAGAGACAAAAAUGAAGAGUUGUGCAACGAGUACCUCAAAGCAGACUACAGCUUGAAAUGCCAAGGCUCAACAUAUAACCACCUGCUGAUUGUUGCAUACAUUUCCACUGCGUACAUCUUAACUCUACCCGUUGCUUCAUUCAUCACCCUUUGGAGGCAUCGGCGAGCAAUGCCAACCAAGGCAGACGGUGACGGUUCAGGCGUUGGCACGGAACUUGUUGAAGGACUACGGUUUCUUUUCGGAAACUACAAACCACAUACGUGGUACUGGGAACUGAUUGAAAUGUCUCGAAAAGUGGUUUUAACAUCUGGCCUUAUUCUUGUGGGUCAUGAAAGCAGGUCCUACAUUGGUCUGGCAUGGGUCGUGGCUGGUGUGUAUGGAAUUCAUUUCUCCUGGAUGAGACCUAUACAGGACCCAUUCGAAAACAGGUUAAUGACGACCUCCAUUGCAGUUACAGUUGUCAACUUGGGUAUCGGUGCUGUGAGCAAAAUUCCAGCAGAGAAUAUAUGUGACGCAGUGGAUAAAGACGUGGAUGCUUUAACAAUGAAGAUACUGAUUCUUGGUGUAAAUACUCUUGUAAUUGGCCUUCUUGUUGUUCAAUACUUUGUGUACUUACAUCAGUAUUUAAAAGAGUGGCGUAAGAACCCGCAGUGGUCCUUUUCCUGUUGCUUGGCGUUGGUUCUUCCUCUCAAUGAUUUGCAGGGGGAAAUUCGCGGUAUGGUUGGAAAGAACAUGCUUAAAGCACAGCUUCAAACAGGUAUGAUGGGAAAACCUUCCAUUAGUGCCUGCGCAAAAGAGAGUGGGGCAAUGAGUUUUCAUCUAUCUCGAGAAGACGUCGAUAGAGAUGAUGCAAAUACGACAGAAUUCCAUGAGCUACACUUGAAGAAAAACAAACACCGUCAGAACCACCGAACAAUCAAGUAUGACCUUGGUACACAGACAGAGGUCACUAUGCCAUCAUAUGUUGCUACCCAUUGGUUUCUAGAGCGAGCAGAUAUCUCUGUGAGGACAUUGAAUAUUUAA
Molecule: messenger RNA, 2232 nt
Organism: Pocillopora damicornis (cauliflower coral)
Lineage: Eukaryota; Metazoa; Cnidaria; Anthozoa; Scleractinia; Pocilloporidae
Source: RefSeq, a predicted model, not a curated record